Messenger RNA from Tetranychus urticae (two-spotted spider mite), 2281 nucleotides. Its product is annotated as putative peptidoglycan muropeptide transporter SLC46. Gene Ontology annotation, molecular function: transmembrane transporter activity. The record is from RefSeq and is a predicted model, not a curated record. Gene Ontology annotation, biological process: transmembrane transport. Gene Ontology annotation, cellular component: membrane. Lineage: Eukaryota; Metazoa; Arthropoda; Arachnida; Trombidiformes; Tetranychidae.
AUAAAGUUUUUCUCUCUUCAGUGUAAUCUUUUGCCUUGUUAGUCAUCAAAUUUUUGUGUUCCAUUUUCAAGUUCAAAUUGUUUUGAGGUUCUCGGAAACGUGAGCAAUAAUUCAAGUGCAUAUUGAAUUUAUUUUACAUUUUUUUCAAUCUUCUACAGUAAUUUUUGUGAGAUCAAAGAGGGCGUCUUUUGGUGCGGCUGUGCUUGAUAAGAUUAUUCUUUUAAUUUUAUGAGUACCGAUAAACCUAUCUGCUAAUCUGGAAAUGUUUUUGUUUUGAGCGUAAACAAUGAGUUUACGAAAUGCUACCUGUAAUCUUUUCAUUGUUAAAAGACUCACACAUAAAUAGUGAAGUCUAUCCGAUGUAAAUUUCAAUGUCGGUUUAUUUUUUUGUAAUAAACAAGUGUUUGACAGCAAUAUUCAACAUUGUGUUAAGAGUGGAUAACGUCUUCAAAGUUGAUUUCAAUCAAAGUGAUAAAAAUGGCAAAAAUUACUUCCAAAGAGGUUUGGGAACUUGCUAAACUUUUGAGAAUCGAUGUUUUCUUCUUUUUGGCAACUUUAAGUACUUCAUUACCUGGAAUCGCUCUCAACCAACUGAUGCAGGAUAAAUAUUGUAUAAACGCGUAUUCGCAAAAUGAAAGUGUCUGUUUGGAUUUGGAAAAGGCUGGACCUGAAUUGGAUGCAGUUAAGAAUGGUGUAUUGAAAGAUACGACAACACUUAAAAUGCAUAUUACUCUAAUGACAACAAUACCAGCGAUUAUUUUAUCACUCAUUUUGGGUUAUUGGAUGGAUAAAUAUCCUGGUCAUCUAAGGUAUCUUCUUGGUUCAGCAUCUUUAGCAAACAUUUGUCAGCACAUCAUGAUUAUACAUCAAUGUUUACAUUUUGAAAUGGGCGCUGACUCGUUAUUAUGGACGCAUUUGGUUCCAGUGUUCACUGGGAGCGGGAUAAUUAUCUCAAUAGGAACCUUUACUUAUGCAACAAGAAAGACACCAGCCAAGUUUCGAGCUGUUAGGUUUACAAUAAUCGAAAUUUGCUUAUUUGCAACCAUGCCUGUUGCAAGCCUUUUAGGAGGAGGUUUACUCGCAUCUAAACCAUGGUUUCCAAACCAGCUUCGUAACUACAUUGGAGUUUAUAUCAUUUCAUCGGUAUUAGCGAUUAUUGCGGCUGUUUGGGUUAUGUUGAUGCUAUAUGACGCUGCUGACGAUGAGGUUAAAACAGAUGAAUCUCAACCCAAUGUUGAUGCUCCAAGUUCCAAAAAUAUUGAAACCAAGAAGAAAACAGUGAAACAAAUAAUUUAUGAUAUAAUAAAACCAGAAAAUAUCCUUCAUGCAAGUCGCACAGUUUUCAAAAAGAGACCAAAUAAUGCUCAUUGGUAUUUGCUAUCAACAAUACUGACUGGAAUUAUAGCAAACAUUUGUUAUUUGGGUGAACAAAACAUAGGAUUCCAGUUUAGCCAAAAAGUAUAUCAUUGGAGUGCUGAACAAAUCGGAAAUUACGGCUCCAUUGUCAUUAUUUUCCCUGCUUUGGGCGCACUUAUUGGUCCUCCACUGUUCAUUCAUAAAAUGAACCUUCAUGAUACUUCAUUGGCCAUGAUUGGUAUUGUUUCAAUAAUGGUGGCUUUCCUCGCCAAAGGUUUUAUUCUUAGUCCGAUAGCCUACUUCUUCGUCAUAUUUGGUUCUUUUGCUGGUGUCAUAUUUGUUGCUGAUCGAUCAAUCAUUUCACGUUUGAUUCAUAAAGACGAGAUUGGACAAGUUUACGCCUUUUCAUCAGCUAUUGGUGGAUUCGCUCCAACAAUUUCAUCAGUGUUUUACAGCGAAGUAUUUACAGCAACAUUAGACUACAAUCCUGGUAUUGUUUACAUAAUUACUGGUUUCUUAUUCACCAUUCCUUUAGCUAACGCUAUUUUGCUCAACAUAAAGAAGCAGAAAUGGGAUUUAGUUUUGAUUGCUGAAAAGGAAAAGGAAACUCAAGAAAACAAAGUGGAACUUACAUCUAAAAAAUAACGAAAUCAAUUUACUGGACACUUUCCUUACAUUGUUAAUAACAUAAUUUCAAUGCAAAUUAGAUUCUCACUUUUAUCUUUACAAAGUCUUCAUUUAAAACAGAUCUAAUCACUCAUACCUUGCAAAUAAUUCAACCAAUUUUUACGAUGCUUCAAUUAUACAUAAAAAAGAUUAAUGAACCCUUUUAGUCAAUUUUUGUAACAUGAAUUAAUAUAACAUUUUACAUUGUGAUAUAUCAAUAACUUAAUAAAGUUUAAAAAUCAUGUUCAUGAAUCUCCAA